Molecule: messenger RNA, 793 nt
Organism: Emiliania huxleyi CCMP1516
Lineage: Eukaryota; Haptophyta; Isochrysidales; Noelaerhabdaceae
Exons: 1
Source: RefSeq, a predicted model, not a curated record
UGCUCACCGCGGCAACCUUGCGCUGUCGGCUCCACCUUACUCUCCGCCCCAAACCGCGCCGCCAUGGCUUCCGACUUCUCGCUCAAGGACCCCGCCCGCUCCUCCGCCGCGCGCGGCUCGCGCCACAGCCAGCACCAGAGCAUCGACCUCUCCCAGUCCAUGGUCGAGUCCGGCAACGCUUUUGGCGACCCGCCGCCGGCGCGGCCGUCGUGGCUGCAGCGGCAGUGGACCUUCUUCUGCGGCACUCCGUGCCGCGCGAUGCUCGGCUGUGGCACGAUCGUGCUGCUCGGACUCAUCAUAUUCGUGCCGAUCAUCCUGCUGGUGAUCGUGCCCAUCGUCGUCAACAUGUUUGUGAACGCCACGACGAUGACCAUCAUAAGCGCCACGCUGAUGGAGCCCCUCCCCUCCACCAUGCUGAUCGAUACGUGGGUCGAGCUCAACAACGCCGGCCCGAUCGCCGCCAAGCUCUCGGGCUUCAACGCGACGCUGGUCGGACCAAAGGGGCGCGACAUCGGCUGGCUCGUCUUCCCCGACGUCCCGCUCGACGCAAACUCGGCCAACCUCCAGGAUGUGCUCAGCCAGAUGACCAUCAUGAACGAGCAGGCCAUCUACGAGGAGGGGCUCGACCUGCUGGCCGGGCGCCCGGUCACGUGGCGCAUCAAGGGCGAGACCACCCUCACGACCCUCGGCUUCGGCUUCAAGGUCGACAUCGACAAGCCGCUCACCUUCCCCGGCGUCCUGCUCGAAAUUUACAGACGCACCACCUGGGCAUCAUCUAUGUGACCGCCUCGUA